CCAAAAUAUCUCUUCGUUAAAACCAUUCCUUCUUUUCUUUCUUUUCCUUUUGAACUGGAAUUUUUAAAUCUCAUUCAUUCUCAGUCGAAGCUUUCAACGAAGAAAUGUUAUCGACUCAAACAUUCUGGAAUCUUCUUCUCACUCACCAUCUUCAACCUCCAGCACUCCAGUAGUCCAAUUCAACCUGAUCAUCGAUUUCUCUUUCUAAAUUCUUCAAUAAAAACCCCUUUUUCUUCAAUUUGUUAAAAUUUUGUAAGUAAAUGUCGCCAAAACCCUUAACAUCUCGUCAUUCAAUCGAUUCUUGCUUGUUCCAACUCCAUACUUGGAAGCCUUUCAACAGUUAUUCAACUUCUAAUUCUAAUUCUAAUUCCAAAACCCUAGAUUCUGAUUCGUACAUUACAACAAUUCCCAAUUCUCACUCAAACCCUAAUCGUAAAAAACCCACCGGGCUCCAUUCGAAACGCCCUUGCUUAUCAGAUCGAUCGACUUCUAUAUUUUCUUUAUCUAUUGACUCUAUUGAUUUCUCGAAGCUCAGUCUUUUCGACGAUGGUGGGGGUGACAAGUCCCGCCACCCUAAUAGGAGAGAAAAAUUUCGGUGGAUGGCGAAGAAGCGACGUCGACGAGGCGGGUCCCGUUCUGUUUCUGGUAGAAGCAGUGAUCGUAGUGGGACCCGAUAUGGGAAGUGUUGCUCUAUGGGGGCCACUGCGACGGCUACUUGCUCGGAUUUUAUGGUGGCAGCUGGAGGGACUGAUUCUAGUGGGGAGUUGUUUGUUAAUGGUGGUUUGAAUGGGAAUGCUAAUGGAUGGUCUUCUGAUGUUAGCGAAGCGAGGAGAGAGAGGGAGAGAAGUGGGGAAAAAGAGAGUUUGAUUACGGGUUUUGGCGCUGGGGGUGAUGCUCAAGGGAACGAAUCCGGGUAUGGGAGUGAACCUGGAUAUCGUGGCGAUGCAGAGUUUGGAUAUGGUGAUGAAUUUGACGAUGAAGAGGAGGAUGCCAGAUUGUCGUUGUGGGGUGAUAAAUUUGGAGGUAUCCGCUUGGAGAUGGUGGAAGAGAACUCAUUCUCCGCGCAGAAAGCCCAUCAUAGAGGGCGUAGAAAGAAGCACGACUGGAGAAUGAUGGCCUCUGUGCGAUGAUGAUAGUGUAGUAGAGCAGCAGCCAUAAUCUCCAAAUAUGCUGAAAUCAUAUUUGUUCCACUAAUUAUUAACUCCAUAGCUAAAUUAAAGUGUUCGGUAGCCAUUUAUGUUCAUUAAUCAUUUGUGGUUGGUCUUGGAAGAAAUUUUGGAAAUCUUCUAUGUAAAUCAAGUGUACGGAUAGCUGGAGUGGUAUAAUGAGCUGCUCUUUUUUUUUUUUCACUCAAACUGAAAUGCCGAGCCUAAAAGAGUGGUGAGUAGCUUUUGGUAUAAGCUCUUUUUUCCCGUUUUUUCAUUUUCCUUUUCUUUUUCCUUCAUAAGUGGGGGCAACAGAUAUAACACCCGAAUUUCCUUCUAUUCUUUCCGAUUGUACUUUCGUAUACUCCUGAAUUUCUGACUACUUUUAUGAAACCACAAUCAAAAAGAAAGACAGGAAAUUUGGGUGUUGUAACAUAAGUGUAGGACGACUGCUACCAAUUCAAAAAUCUGGUCCUGGCCUCUUGGGUCACCGUCACAUGGAGUUCAAUUGAGUCGCUCCUCCAGCAUCACCUAUGGAGAUGGAGUAGCAGUGUAUGAGACUGCCUUGUGAUAAACGUCGACGUAAAAGAAUAUCGCUAUAUUGUUUUCAUCGAUUUCUUUUUCUUUGGCGCUUGUGAUUAAUAAACGGCAUUGAGAUUCGUAGUUUAAUUGCUAGGCAUUAUAUUUCUCCAGCAAAUUUUUUAGCAGAUGUGUUUGUUUAAAUUGUUAUGGAACAAAUAUAAAACAUACACAAUAUAAUAAAAGAAUUGUUAAAUGACCAA
Molecule: messenger RNA, 1927 nt
Organism: Amaranthus tricolor (Joseph's coat)
Lineage: Eukaryota; Viridiplantae; Streptophyta; Magnoliopsida; Caryophyllales; Amaranthaceae
Exons: 2
Coding region: 261-1130 (289 amino acids)
Source: RefSeq, a predicted model, not a curated record